AAUACAUAAAUAAACUUUCCUCUCCCAGCCAUGGGCAGGGAGCUGUUAGAGAAGAUGGGGCUGGGGCAUAGAGCUCUGUUGCUUGUGUUUCUUCUUCUCUGUUUUAUUGUAGAAAAUGGAAUUAUUAGAUUCACAAAAGGAGAAUUAUUGAAAAAUACAGUUCUUCCUUUUAAUAAUAUUACUGUCGGCAGCGCCAAUACCAAUAUCAAUAUCAAUAACAAUAAUACAGUUAGUAGAAGACGAAGAGAGAUCAAACAGCUAAUUACAUCCGCCGGCGCCGGAGUAGGAGAAGCCGGCGGCGAGUGCAAUUUGUUUGAAGGAAAAUGGGUUGUUGACGAUUCAUACCCUUUGUAUGAAUCAUCAAAAUGCCCUUUCAUAGAUGCAGAAUUUGAUUGCCAGAAAUUCGGUCGCCCUGAUCGACACUAUCUCAAGUACUCCUGGCGCCCUGAUUCUUGUAACCAUCUUCCUAGGUUUGAUGGGGUGGAGUUUUUGAGGAGAAUGAGAGGGAAGAAGAUAAUGUUCGUGGGUGACUCACUGAGUUUGAACCAGUGGGAAUCGUUGUCAUGUAUGAUCCAUGCCUCUCUUCCAAAACCUAAUUUCUCAUUUGCCAAGACACAACUCAUCUCCCAUGUCACCUUCCUGGAUUUUGGAGUGACAUUAUAUCUAUAUCAUACAACCUAUUUAGUGGACAUAGUUAAAGAGAAGAUUGGGAGAGUAUUGAAGCUCAACUCCAUCCAAGGUGGCAAUGUCUGGAAGGGAAUGGAUAUGCUGAUUUUCAACACGUGGCAUUGGUGGACCCACUUAGGGAUAUCCCAGCCAUGGGAUUAUAUCCAAGACGGGCCCACCAUCACUAAAGACAUGGACCGUCUUGUAGCAUUUUACAAAGGAUUAACAACGUGGGGCAGAUGGGUUGACCUAAACGUCAACACAACUAAGACCAAAGUCUUCUUUCAAGGGAUCUCUCCUACUCACUAUGAGGGAAGGGAGUGGAACUCAAGAUCGAAGGACUGCUAUGGAGAACACGAACCACUGUUGGGAGAGACGUACCCGGCUGGCAUUCCUCAGGCAGCCAUUGUUGUUAAAAGAGUUCUGAACCAAAUCAAGAAACCAGUUUAUCUUCUAGACAUAACUCAUCUAUCCCAGUUGAGAAAAGACGCCCAUCCAUCUGCUUACGGGGGAGAGCAUGGAGGCGGCACAGAUUGCAGCCAUUGGUGUCUUCCUGGUCUGCCUGAUACUUGGAAUCAACUUCUCUAUUGUGCAGCUAUCACCAUUUGAGACAUGAAUUGUCGGUUUCAGUUUUAUCUUUCUAUGUAUAACUUGUAAAAUUAUUAGUUGAUGUCUCAUGUUUUGAUUCUCAUUAAGAAGAUGUUUGUAUUAGUCUGUUACAGAAAAGAAAAACCAUGAAGAGUGAUCUUGCUAACAUGA
Molecule: messenger RNA, 1425 nt
Organism: Impatiens glandulifera
Lineage: Eukaryota; Viridiplantae; Streptophyta; Magnoliopsida; Ericales; Balsaminaceae
Product: protein trichome birefringence-like 38
Exons: 5
Coding region: 31-1275 (414 amino acids)
Cellular component (GO): Golgi apparatus
Molecular function (GO): O-acetyltransferase activity
Source: RefSeq, a predicted model, not a curated record